GUCAUUGUCUUCAGGCAGUGAAGGCACUCAGAGGACGGUCAGUCAGUGAGUGGAGAGACAGCAGAAGACUGGCUAUGAAGCUGUUACCUGUCCAUUCUGUCCUGUGUUCCGGUCUCCUUUUUUUGUGGACCUCACAAAGUGAGACAGAGGCCAACCACCCUGAUGUCUGUCAGGAUGAAAACUACAGUGAUGAUUUUGCCACGAUUUCUUUAGUGGAGGAUCAUCAUGUAGAGGAGGAUGCUGUGUAUGAUAACUACCGCUGCCUCCUUUACCCAACAAAUAUACUUAACUGCUCCUGGUCAUUCCACAAGUUACACGAGGAUACUCAGCUCUUUGUGUAUAUCAGUGUUUGUAAUGCUACAUUGACAUUUCGCCGCCUAAACCAUCCAGCUGUGGAAAGAGUUGGAUCAAUGCCUUUGGUUUUGCAAGAACUUGAGGGGACAAAUAUAGUCAUCCAGUUUAAUGUAUCCCUGCAUGAUAAGUGGACAGUCUACGGACACAAAUACGACAUUGAAAUGCUAGAGGUCCUGCCUCCACCCCACAUCAUCUCAGCAUCAGUGAAAGAUAAAGACUUGGUGGUGACUUGGGCUCUGCCCAAGAGUCGAGUGCGCCCUAACCCCCAGUGUUUUGAAUACCAGCUGGACAUGGGUGACCAGGAAAGACCCAGAAGGUUAAUCGGGCAGCUGUUCUACACAGAGUUGAAUGUGGAUCCUGAAUUCACCUACCGAGUGAGGUUGAGGACGAGGAUGGAGGAUAGAUGCCAAGAAAACGGUCAAUGGAGUGACUGGAGUCACACUGUCGAGGUGGAACCGUCUUCAGAUCCAGGCAAAAGUUACAAACACAGCACUUACGUGAUCAUCUCAAUUUCCCUUGGAAUACCCAUGAUCCUCCUGGCUGUGCUGCUGUUAGUGCGAUAUCAGAGAGUGACUAAGGUUUUGUUUCCUCCAAUUCCUCGCCCACCACCAAAGUACAUAUAUUUCUUGGAAAAAAAUGACGCAUUCAGUUUCCAUCCUCCCCCAUCAGCUGAGCCAGUUGAGGACAUUGUAGAGGUGGAAGACACAGAGGAAAACCUCGGAAAGACACUUUGAAAACAAUAUAGGAAGUAUGUUUUUAAAUUGGAAAUAAUAAUAAA
This is a messenger RNA of Scatophagus argus, 1132 nucleotides long. RefSeq names its product granulocyte-macrophage colony-stimulating factor receptor subunit alpha-like. The transcript is spliced from 10 exons. Gene Ontology annotation, molecular function: protein binding. Bases 75 to 1088 code for a protein of 337 amino acids. The record is from RefSeq and is a predicted model, not a curated record. Lineage: Eukaryota; Metazoa; Chordata; Actinopteri; Scatophagidae.